UCAAGUGCACUUUCAGCAGAACUCCCCGAGCCCCGGCAUCCAGAUGCCCUACCUGAAGGAUGACCGGGUGAAUGCCCUCCUCCCAGCUGUGCAGAAGCUGCCGAAGGUGAGCAGUGCUUGGGAGGAGUUCGCCAAAGUCUGGGCGCGCUGUGGCCUGCCGCACCAGGCCCUCUCGCUGGCGCUGAUCGGGCCGGUCUUCAUCGCCGGCCCCCCGGAGCCUUUGCUGGACACCGCGAGUCGGAUCCGUGCACAGGAUCCCAACCUUUUCCAGCUGGUCUUCGCGGGGGAGGUGGGCCUGGAGCUGGAGAGCUUCGAGUCCCAGGCCUCGGCCGAGGAGCGCCUCGCGGCGCUGCGGAAGUCCGAGAUCGACGAGGAGGGGGGCAUCAUCUUCAAGGCCGGGGCGCCGGUGGCGGAGAGGUUGAAGCUCAAGUACCUCGAGAAGGAGGACUUCCUGGGCUUCCUAACGGACGCCACCAAGGAGCCGGAGAAGGCGGAGAUCUCCGAGGCUCAGGAGCUCCAGGCCAUCUCCCAAGCUGCGCUGGAGCGUUUGGAGGAACUGACGCCCCUCGCCCCCGAGAUCGCGAAGGUCAAGGCGGAGUACGAAGCGCAGGGCAGCUCUGAGCCGAGCAUCGCCUAUGGAAGGCCCAGCCAGGCACUGCAGGAAGUCGCCCAGCUCUUCCCGCACUUAGUGACCUUAGGCGGCUGCGUGCCGCCCGCAUGAGAUGUAGGACGUGCCGGAGAAAGCAGCGCCCAGAUGUGCCGCGAAAAUGCUCCACUUGGUUUGUAUGUGGGUGGCC
Effrenium voratum is the source of this 797-nucleotide messenger RNA. Lineage: Eukaryota; Dinophyceae; Suessiales; Symbiodiniaceae. The record is from the annotation of a GenBank genome assembly.